Messenger RNA from Oryza sativa Japonica Group (Japanese rice), 1299 nucleotides. Its product is annotated as glucan endo-1,3-beta-glucosidase GV. Gene Ontology annotation, molecular function: hydrolase activity, hydrolyzing O-glycosyl compounds. Gene Ontology annotation, biological process: carbohydrate metabolic process. The record is from RefSeq and is a predicted model, not a curated record. Gene Ontology annotation, cellular component: plasma membrane. NCBI's taxonomy places the organism in Eukaryota, Viridiplantae, Streptophyta, Magnoliopsida, Poales, Poaceae.
AUUGAAGUGUCUCAUUGACAAGAGGAAGAAGUCACGCCAUCUUGCAGUAUAUAAGGGGGGACAUUCUUUCCUAGCUACGAUCACGAGCUAGCGAGCGCGAGCAUCGAGGCGCCAUUCAUAAUUCCAUCUCCAGAUACUGAUCAAGCAGAUCAGAGCUCGAGUUAUCAUAGCUAUUUGAUCAAAUGGGAGGUGUCCACGGUGUUUGCUACGGCAUGAACGGCGACAACCUCCCGUCGCAGAGCGAGGUCGUGCAGCUGUACAAGUCCAAUGGUAUCGGUGCUAUGCGCAUCUACAGCCCGGACCAGCAGGCCCUCGACGCGCUUCGCGGCAGCGGCGUCGCCGUCAUCAUCGACGUCGGCGGCAGCAGCGCGGUGGCCAACCUCGCCAACAACCCCUCCGCCGCCGCCGACUGGGUGCGUGACAACGUCCAGGCCUACUGGCCGAACGUCAUCAUCCGGUACAUCGCCGUCGGCAACGAGCUCGGCCCCGGCGACAUGGGGACCAUCCUCCCGGCCAUGCAGAACGUGUACGACGCGCUCGUGUCCGCCGGCCUCUCGAACAGCAUCAAGGUGUCGACGGCGGUGAGGAUGGACGUGAUCACCGCCUCGUCCCCUCCGUCGCACGGCGUGUUCCGCCCGGACCUGCAGCAGUUCAUGGUGCCCAUCGCGCAGUUCCUCGCCAACACCAUGUCGCCGCUGCUCGCCAACGUGUACCCCUACUUCGCCUACAGGGACAACCCGCGGGACAUCCCGCUCAACUACGCCACGUUCCAGCCGGGCACCACGGUGAGGGACAACGACAGCGGCCUCACCUACACCAACCUCUUCAACGCCAUGGUGGACGCCGUGUACGCCGCGCUGGAGAAGGCCGGCGCGCCCGGCGUCCGCGUCGUCGUGUCGGAGAGCGGGUGGCCGUCGGCGGGAGGGUUCGCGGCGAACGUGGAGAACGCGAGGAAUCACAACCAGGGCGUGAUCGACAACGUCAAGAACGGGACGCCGAAGCGGCCCGGGCAGCUGGAGACGUACGUGUUCGCCAUGUUCAACGAGAACCAGAAGCCCGGGGAUGAGACCGAGAGGCAUUUUGGGCUCUUCUACCCUGACAAGACGCCGGUCUACCCGAUUACGUUUCCUCCGAACUAGCAGCUGAGCAUGCCAUGCCGGUGCAAAUAAGGAUUUCCAGAGACGAAUAAUCCAUGGUUAAAUAAUGUUGGUUGAACGUUAAUGCAUGUACUCUGUAUGGCCCUUUUUUUUGACAAUGCUACAUGAAUAAAAGUUCCAAAUUUUUUUCUUAAAAAGAAAA